Messenger RNA from Arachis ipaensis, 1329 nucleotides. RefSeq names its product nuclear transcription factor Y subunit C-3. Gene Ontology annotation, cellular component: nucleus. Gene Ontology annotation, molecular function: DNA-binding transcription factor activity, RNA polymerase II-specific; RNA polymerase II cis-regulatory region sequence-specific DNA binding; protein heterodimerization activity. The record is from RefSeq and is a predicted model, not a curated record. Lineage: Eukaryota; Viridiplantae; Streptophyta; Magnoliopsida; Fabales; Fabaceae. Gene Ontology annotation, biological process: regulation of transcription by RNA polymerase II.
CAACAAAAAACACAAUGUACUCUGACAAAAAAACAAUUUUGCCUCUCUUAUAAGAAGUUAUUUUGCUUCAACAAGAAAAUUUCAACAGAUCAGUACGGAAACCCUAACUCCUUAUUCUGUCUUCUAUAAGAAAAGACAUUUGUAUCUUCCCCACGGUACGGAGAAAUAUUCUAAAAGGUUUCUCUGGUCACUGGUCUCUUCAGCCACACAGAUCUUUUCAAAUAAUAGAAAAUUUUUUGAUCAUUCUCUCUUUUUAUUUGUUUAUAUAUUUUUUUUCUUUCUCAGAUUCUUAAUAUUUGCAGUUUAGAACAUCUUCUACUAUUACAGAGGAUGGAUCCUCACCAAGGUCAUAACCAAAACCCAUCCAUGGGAGUUGGUGGCAGCGGAGCACAAUUCCCCUAUGGUUCCAAUCCAUACCAGCCCAACCAAAUGACUAGCUCACCUGGGAUGGUUGUUCCACCAAUUGGAACCAUUCAAUCCACUGGUCAGCCUGCUACAGCUCAAUUGGGCCAACAUCAACUGGCUUAUCAACAUAUUCAUCAACAACAACAGCAGCAACAGCAGAUGCAACUUCAGCAACAACUUCAGUCCUUUUGGGCUAACCAAUACCAAGAAAUUGAGAAGGUAACUGAUUUCAAGAACCACAGCCUUCCCCUGGCAAGGAUCAAGAAGAUCAUGAAGGCUGAUGAAGAUGUCAGGAUGAUAUCGGCCGAGGCGCCGGUCAUAUUUGCGAGGGCAUGCGAAAUGUUCAUACUAGAGUUGACAUUGCGAUCAUGGAAUCACACUGAAGAGAACAAGAGGAGGACUCUUCAAAAGAAUGACAUUGCUGCUGCAAUUACAAGAACCGAUAUCUUCGAUUUCUUGGUUGAUAUUGUGCCCAGGGAGGAUCUGAAAGAUGAAGUGCUUACAUCAGUGCCAGGAGGAACAAUGGCUGUUCCAGGGCCAGCUGAUUCUAUUCCUUACUGCUAUAUGCCGCCACAGCAUGCACAAGUUGGAGCUGCAGGAGUCAUGAUGGGUAAUCCUGCAAUGGACCCCAAUUUAUAUGCUCAGCAGCCUCAUCCCUACAUCGCACCGCAAAUGUGGCCACAGCCACCAGAGCAACAACAGUCGCCUUCGGAUCAUUGAGGCGCAAACUCGCUUUCUCUCACUUCACUUAGUUGUAUAGGCUCUCUGCUUUCAACUUCACAUUUUACUGCUCUUUUCAGUACGCUAUAGCAAAAUUUGAUUCUGCAAUUUUUGAGUCUGUUUCCUUUUUCUCAUUAGAUUUUAAUAAUGAACAACUUGAUUUUGGAUUAUGAGAAAUUAAAUAUGAUCGUUUUUUAUGUUGGA